Cicer arietinum (chickpea) is the source of this 1495-nucleotide messenger RNA. Its product is annotated as RING-H2 finger protein ATL2-like. The record is from RefSeq and is a predicted model, not a curated record. Gene Ontology annotation, molecular function: transferase activity. NCBI's taxonomy places the organism in Eukaryota, Viridiplantae, Streptophyta, Magnoliopsida, Fabales, Fabaceae. Gene Ontology annotation, biological process: protein ubiquitination.
ACUUAAUGUAGUAAAUUCAAAUUCCACUUGAGAACAAAGGGCAUAAACGACAUUUCAUUUAUACCGCGUAAACAGUAAGAUUAAUACCUGUUCCCAAAACAAGAGAUUAAGGAAUUGAUGAAGGACAGUAACAGCAACUGCAACUACAAAGAUAAAUAAACUCACUACCAACAAUUCACAAAUCCAACAUUAUUUUAUUAAUUAUACAUUUAUUCUAUCUCUAAACCUUAGAAAGAGAGACAUGAGUCAAAUUCUUAAUUUGAACAUGGAAAACGAAAGCGGAACUAACAACUACGCACGAAGCGGUAAGAUAAUGCUAACCGCCAUUAUUAUUCUCUUCAUCGUUAUCAUCAUAAUGAUCUUUCUCCAUAUCCUAAUUCGAUGGUACCUUCUACGUGCUCGCAGCCGGCAACAACUCCGCCGGUCCCGUCACUUUCGACGUCAACCGUUCGUCUUUUAUGUAGACCCCGACGCCCCUUCCCAACUGAUUUCCGCCGUCUCUCGCGGCCUUGAUGCUGCCGUGAUCUCCUCUCUUCCGACCUUCAACUUUUCACCCAAGUCACAGGCGGUGGAAUGUGCGGUUUGUUUGUCGGAGUUUGAGGAAGGUGAAACGGGUCGGGUUUUACCCAAAUGUAACCAUAGUUUUCACAUUGAUUGUAUUGAUAUGUGGUUUCAGUCUCACUCUACUUGUCCACUUUGUAGAGCACCUGUGGAGCCUCCACCGGUUCAAGUGACCCGAUCCGAAGUGACAGUUUCAGUGUGUGAACCGGAACCGCUUCCGGGUUCGAGUUAUGGUGAAGAGGUGAAUCGGUCUGAACCGGGUUUUUCUUCUUCCUCUUGUUCUAUUGAGAAGCAGUCUUCGUUUACGGACGUGGUUAUUGAGAUUCCGGGAAGGAGCGAAGUCGAAUCGGGUUGUGAUUCGCCGUCGUCGUUUCGAUCGCCGAUGAGUCGGGUGAUGUCGUUAACGAGAAUUCUUAGCAGAGAGAGGAAACCAAGCGUUUCUCCUUCGUCAGAUUGUGUCGCGGUAAACGAUUCAGUGAUUGAGUUAGAAUCAGAAAGAGGUGGAAGGGACGAGACUCAGUGAGUUGAAUGAUAACGGUAUUUGGAGUUGACUCGGAGUGGAUGGAUUGUGUGGUGACGUGGCGCUCUUAUUAUGCGCUGGCGGCAGUAGCGGCGUGUUUGAGUGGCAUGGCAUUGUGUUUGUUGGUGAUCCUUCGCUGGCCUUACACGUCACUUAUUACAAAUAUAUUUUCAGAAAAAUAUACUAGUUUAUUGUGGGCGUCGACUGAGUUGAGUUAGACAUAAUACAAAAUUAUUUAUUUUUGGUAAACUUAUUUUAUUAUUAUAGUUUUUUUUUUCUCAAAAGUAUUAUACUUUUAUAUUGAUUUAAGAUACCAGAACAAAAAUAUGUAUAGAUUCAACUGUAGGAGAUGUAUACACACCUAAAUUAAUAAAGAAAUAGAAAAUAUAAAUUAAAAAGUGUAAUUCAUUGACC